AUGACCAUUACAGACUUCACCGUGCGCAAAAAGAGCUACCGCUACCUCACCACUCAGGGGAGCUACCCAAACCAUGAUUCCAAGGCGGUCCUCAAUGCCUUUGAUCCUACCAAGGACCUUCAGUUGCAAGAUCUAAACAGCCUUGUCAAAAAGGGUACACAACGGUUGGCGAAAAGAAAGAGCAGCAUUUUGAUAAAUUGGCUGGACCAUGACGUUCUGGAGAACGGGAGCGACCCACUGGCAUUCUCUUGGCCGGCAAAGGCCUUCUCAAAAACCCAUCUGGUUAAGGUUCCAAAGUUGGAGGCGUGGAUGAUAAACGAGGAGCUCGAGCAGGAUUGCUCCAAGUUGUUUGUGAUGGAGAAUAUCACCGACGAAGAUCCUGAGACGGCUUACAACCUACUGGUCACACCCAAGCGAAUGCCCAUUUCCCAAGGAGAUCUUGGAUAUCACUUGGGACGGAUCGUACGCACGCAAAGUCUUGCGAUUGGAGAAGUUCCGGCACUUCGUGGACCAUUGGCGCAUGGCAAAAACGGUUGUCGGGAGAGAUCAGCUUUCAAAGAACGUCAGAGAACCUGCUGUUCUCACUGCGGAUUGGACUCGGAGAACUCAACUGGAGAUUCCACCGACAAGACCUACGAACUGCUCACCAAGACCUUGGCGGCCAUCAAGGAGAGUAAUAAGACGACCAAGAACUCCGUGGAAUCGCUUUCGGAGGUAGUGGUAGCGGGUAUCCAGGGACAAGCAUCGGACAAGGCGCCCCCAAAUACAGUGGAAAAGAAGUGGCCCACAAGGCUCUCCUACCUGAAGAGAGUUGCUGGUACUACAACCUCAGCUCAGCUUCCCAUUCUCUGGCACGAGCUAGCAAAGUGUAAGAAGCACGAAUCAAUUGGAAUUGUGCAGUCCCUGCUGGACAAUGAGGCCAAAAAACUGAACCUCAAUCUGGAAUUCAUCGUUUCAGCCCGAGUAAUCAAGAGCCUGAAACACAGGGAGGUCCUGCUGAAUAUAGUCCUUCCGGCGUCCGUAGCACUAAACCUGUACCCUAGGAAUCCCAAAUUAUUACCGUUAAACUAUUGA
Cylindrotheca closterium is the source of this 1074-nucleotide messenger RNA. The record is from the annotation of a GenBank genome assembly. NCBI's taxonomy places the organism in Eukaryota, Bacillariophyta, Bacillariophyceae, Bacillariales, Bacillariaceae.